Aspergillus tanneri is the source of this 3849-nucleotide messenger RNA. RefSeq lists its product as uncharacterized. The record is from RefSeq and is a predicted model, not a curated record. NCBI's taxonomy places the organism in Eukaryota, Fungi, Ascomycota, Eurotiomycetes, Eurotiales, Aspergillaceae. Bases 1 to 3849 code for a protein of 1282 amino acids. The transcript is spliced from 11 exons. Gene Ontology annotation, biological process: transmembrane transport. Gene Ontology annotation, cellular component: membrane. Gene Ontology annotation, molecular function: ATP binding; ATP hydrolysis activity; ABC-type transporter activity.
AUGAAAUCUCCCGAUUCUCUGGAACCAGAGGACAGCUCCAACCAGCGCGGCAAAGAGGAGGGGGAGAACGAGGAGCAAAAUGACGCCAAGGGUCCGUCCCUGGCCAACUACGGACGGAUUCUAUCCUACGGCGCACGGAAUGGCGGCGCCGUGGCCAUGAUUGUUGGCUUGGGCUGUGCAAUGGGAUCUGGAGUGGCCUUACCGUUGAUGAACAUCAUCUUUGGCCGAUUGGUCGGAGACUUCAAUGAAUACUUCAUGCCCGGAGUGCAGAUAGACGAGAAGGCCUUCAAGUCGACCGUCAACAAGAACAGUCUCUACAUCUUUUGCCUUUUCAUCGCCAAAUUUGUCCUGACAUAUAUAUCUAUGAUUUGCUUCCGACUCAUCAGCCUCCAGGCCUCUGCCACCCUGCGCCUGGAGUAUACGGUCUCGCUAUUCUCCCAGCCUCUGAGUCGCCUCGAUGAGAUCUCCUCGGGCACAGUCACCCAUGCAAUCACGUCUCUCUCCAACCAGAUCCAGCAGAGCGUGUCAGAUCGACUGGCGACAUUGUUCCAGGCCCUGGCCCUCCUCAUUGCCGCGUAUGCCAUCGCCUUCCGCUACUCCUGGGCCCUUACUCUGGUAACUAGCUCGGCCAUACUCUUCGUCGUGAUUGGGUUCAGUUUAACCGUUCCUUUCCUCAUCAAGACCCAGGCGCAGGUGGACGAGGCAGAGGCCAGAAAUGCCUCGAUCGCAGCCGACGUGAUGAGCUCCAUUCGGACAGUGUUCUCUCUCACGGCCGAGGCUCCCUUGUCUGAAAAAUAUUCCAAGUGGAUCGUGGAGGCACGACGACGGGGAUCUCGCCUGACUCCGGUCCUUGGAAUCCAUCUCGCCUUGCUCAUGCUCGCCUUGUACGCUAGCUAUUCCCUGGCGUUUUGGUUUGGCCUGAAAUUGUACCGUGAGCACCAUAUCGACAGCAUCAAUACCGUCAUUACUGUCUUCUUCUCCGUUUUGAUCGUGACCUCCAUCAUAGGAAACAUCGCAAACCCACUCAUGGCAAUUGGGAAGGCUACUAGUGCCUCGGGUCCUUUCUUUGAAAUGAUCAACGCGAAGCAGCCUGCACCCAAUGGCCUGCGCGCUCCCGACGUCUCCAGCAACGCCGAUAUCACCUUCCAGGAUGUGGCCUUUGCUUAUCCAUCACGGCCAGGAGUCACAGUGUUGAAGGGAUUUUCUGCCCGGUUCGAGCGAGGCAAAACAACGGCUCUCGUGGGCCCUUCAGGUUCGGGGAAAAGUACGGUGGUCGGCCUGAUUGAGAGGUGGUAUCAGCUGCAGACAGAAGCAGUUGAUGAGACACAGAAGAACGCUGGUGUGAUCCAAGUUGAUGGCCACAAUGUGAACGAGCUCGAUGUCCGGUGGUGGAGAUCCCAGAUUGGACUGGUGCAGCAGGAGCCGUUCCUUUUCAACGAUACCGUGCACAACAAUGUGGCCUUUGGACUGAUUGGGUCCCAGUGGGAAGAUGCAGAAGAGGCUGUGAAGACAGAAAUGGUCACUCGAGCUUGUACCGAAGCGUUUGCGGAUGAGUUUAUCCAACGACUUCCCUUGAAGGGAUAUGGAACGUUAGUCGGCGAAGGAGGAAUCACCUUGAGCGGAGGACAGCGCCAGCGUCUCGCCAUUGCUCGCAGUAUUGUGCGUCAGCCUCCAGUCCUGAUCCUCGACGAAGCUACCAGCUCAAUUGACGUCCGCGGCGAACAAAUCGUCCAGGCCGCUCUGGACCGUGUUUCAAAGGACAGGACCACCAUCAUGAUUGCCCACCGGCUCUCAACGGUGAGACGUGCAGAUCGCAUUAUUGUCAUGAAAGAAGGGGCGAAUAUCGAGGAAGGCACUCAUGACGAGCUGCUAGCCAGUGACGGUAUUUAUAGCAGUCUAGUUCAUGCGCAGCAACUGCGGAAUCUGGCCCUUGAUCCUCCAGAGGAAGGAGACAUACGCGCGAUAGAGAAAACCGAAAUCGAACAGGUGCAUUCUGUCGGGGCAGUUGGACAAGAUGACAGCAGCGAACCAACUUCCAAAAAAGACGAGAAAAUGAGAGGACCUAAAAAUUUUCUCAAAAUUGGACGCGAGCAACGAGAGUCUUGGCCAUUGGGUGUUAUAACUAUCCUAUCGGCCAUGGCAGCUGGAUCUGGAUUCGCGCUGCAAAGCUGGCUCUUUGCCAAGCUGGUGGAGGUUUUUCAGCUAAAAGACCAGAAACUGGUUGACGCAGCGAACUUUUGGUCAUUGAUGUUUUUCAUCCUUGCUCUGGCAAUGGCGUUGUUUUACUUCCUUCUCGCAGUGGGAUCCAACUCUAUCUCCAUCAAUAUUGCCUCUACAUAUCGCACGGAGUACUUUGUCAACAUGUUAACCAAGCCUGUGGCAUGGUUUGACCGGGACGAAAAUGCCUCGGGCUCCUUGAUAUCACGCCUCUCCACGGAUCCCAAACAGCUCCAGGAACUGUUUGGCAUAAACGGCAUCUUUCCACUGGUCUCGAUCUUUAACGUUAUCGGAUGCAUCGCGGUCUCCUUUGCCUUUGGUCCCAAGUUGGCAGCGGUGGCAUUUUUCGCCGCUCUUCCGUUUCUGUUCCUGGCUGCUUACUCUCGCAUUCGAUAUGAGAUCAAAUUUGAGGAGCUCAACGCCGCCGUGUAUGAGGAUAGCUCCCGGUUUGCCACCGAGGCAAUCCGCGCCUUCCGGACGGUGAGUGCUCUCACCAUGGAGGAAUCCAUAAUCCGGCGAUAUUCGGACAUGCUACAGUUACAGCGGCGCAAGGCAAUGCGGAAGGCAAGCUACUCGACUCUAGUCUUUGCAUUUUCCGAUAGUGUAGAAUUAGCUGUUAUGGCCCUGACAUUCUGGUACGGCGGCCAAUUACUCGCUACUCGUGAAUACGACGUCGUGACCUUCUUUGUCGUCUACAUUGCCAUUAUCCAGGGAGGUCAGACAGCCGGCCAAUUCUUUAGCUAUGGCCCGAAUAUUGCCCAGGCCACCUCGUCAGCAAACCGUAUUCUAGGCUCUCGACCCUCUUUGUUCAACAACCAGCCAUCCACGCAGCCCUUACUAUCCGACAAAGACGAAUUUCGCGCCGACAUUAAAUUUAGCAACGUGAUGUUUCAGUACCCUUCGCGAGAGACCCCGACGUUCGUCGAUCUCAACCUGAGUAUUGAGACGGGGCAAUUUGUGGCCUUCGUUGGGCCGUCUGGCUGUGGCAAAUCCACUAUGAUCUCGUUGCUGGAGCGCUUCUACGACGCGACCCAAGGGACUAUUGAAUUUGGCGGACGCGAUAUUCGUUUGAUCGAGCUCUCCUCUUACAGAAAGGCCUUAUCCCUCGUCAGUCAGGAGCCCAAACUGUUCGAUGGUUCCAUUCGUGAUAAUCUGCUCCUCGGCCUUAACAUCCCGGAUAAUGAAUCGGCCGAGGAGGAUAUGAUCCGGGCAUGUCGGGAUGCCGAGAUCCACGACUUUAUCUCCUCACUGCCUGACGGGUACUCCACGGAACUCGGGGUCAAUGCCCAAACGGCCCUCAGCGGUGGACAAAAGCAGCGACUGUGUAUUGCUCGGGCCCUUAUGCGGAAACCUCUGCUGCUUCUCCUGGAUGAGGCGACCUCCAGCCUCGACUCGCAGUCGGAGCGACUGGUACAAGAGGCCAUGGAGCGGUUGGCCGGGAAACGAAAUAUGACGAUUAUUGCCGUCGCUCAUCGACUGGCUACUAUUCAGAAGGCGGAUAUUAUCUUUGUGUUUGGAGAGGAAGAGAAUGGGAAGGGCUCGAGAAUCGUGGAGAGAGGCACGCACGCCGAGUUGGUGCACCGGAAGGGAGCAUAUUGGCAGAUGUGUCAGGCACAGGCGCUAGACCAGUAG